GCUCUGGCGGCGGCCGCCCGUGCACAGCCGUCGGCGUGACAGCCGUCAGUGUGACGGUCCGGCCCGGUGACAGCCGUCAGUGUGACGGUUCGGCCCGGUGACAGCCGUCAGUGUGACGGUCCGGCCCGGUGACAGCCGGCAGCGUGAGAGCGCGGCCGGCACGCCGGCGUCGCAUGCCUGGCAUCAGCCAUCAGCAUGUCCCUGCUCAGCGUGACAGUUAAACGUGCAAAGUUCAUCGGACCGCAAGCAAACCAGCUCAGCACGUACGUCACCCUGAAAUUGCAGCAUGUCAAAUCAACGACGGUCACUGUCAAGGGAGCCGAGCCCUGCUGGGAGCAAGACUUCCUGUUUGAGACCGAGCAAAUGGACACCGGCCUGCUGGUCGAGGUCUGGAGCAAGGGCCUGCUGUGGGACAAGGCGCUCGGCUACACGUGGUUGCCACUAGUGGACGUCCAGUACUCAAACGAGGAGGGGCUGGGACAGUGGUUCCCACUGGACGCCGAGCUAGUGAUGAACAACGGCGAGGUAGUUGGCACGCGGGGGCCCACCGGAGACCAGGCGCUGCUGGACUGCCGCUUCGAGGUGCCAUUCGACAUGAUGGACUGCGAUGCGGGCGAGCUGCAGCGAAAGCUGGAGGUGCUCAACUCGGUGAUGGCUUCGGAAACGGUGCCGCCGGGUUACGGCGGCGGCACGGGUGGGGCCGGCGGCGGCCGGCACCUCCAGCUGCAGCAGACAUCUGGGGUAUCCGAAGACAGCGACUACACCAGCGACAUCGGCUACCCCAUCGGCCAGAACCCCAACUCGUCGGCAUCGCAGUACCUGGGAGCGGCAAACAGCCUGGCCGGCGGUCAGGGCUACCCACAUCACCAGCUGUCGCCCGGCUACCCUGGCCAGCACCAGCUGUCGCCCGGCUACGGAAGCGGAGGUUACCCGGCUCACCCAGAGAUGUCGCCCAGCUCCGCCUGGCCCGAGGACGAGCUCUACUACAAUAGCCGGCCGCCCGGUCGAACUGUCUCCAGCCAACAGGGCCAGCACGGACAGCGGCCGCGGCACGCAGCCAGCUCCGCAUCUCAGCCGCAGCGGCUCACGCGGAACGUCUCGGAGACAGGCCGGCGCCACAGUCUGGAGCGCCAGACGACCCUGUACGAGGAGCAGCCGGCGGAGGGCGACGUCUUCGCGGACGGGUGGCCGGCCGAACGCCAGAGGGAGACGAAAGGUGAAGAAGAGGCCGAGUACGAAUACGACCCAGCAUACCAAGAAUACUACGUGGACGAGAACGGCCAGCCGUACUACGAGUACGCCGAGGACGACGGCCAGCAGGCGCAGCACGACUCGGCGGAGUACUACGGCGACUACGACGCGGCUGAAUACGCGUACGAUCCGGAAGCGUACCCGGCGGCCGGCGACGACGGCGUCGAGGCGACCGGCGACGGUGUCACGUUCUCCGGCGCCCAGACCGGCUACAGUGAGGUGCAGGCCGGGAACAGUGGGGUGCAGGCCGGCUACAGUGAGGCGCAGACCGGCCACAGUGAGGCGCAGACCGGGUACGGUGGGGUGCAGCCCGGGUACGGUGAAUACGACGCGGACGAUUACGACCAGGCGGCCGAAUACUACGACGAGGAGACGGGCGACUAUUUUGACGGCACGGCCUGGAGCUACUACGACGAGGACAGCGGCGAGUGGUACUACUACGACGACGGUACCUACAACGAGAACUACAACUACGCGUACGACAGCUCCGAGCAGCUGAACCAGACGGAGAAGGACGCCGCGAGCGUCGCGAGAACGAGUUCGGGCGCGGCGGCGCCUCCCGCGAGUGUACCGCGAGUGCCUCUGUCGGCCGGGGACGGCCGGCUGCCGACCGGCCAAAAGAAGCCAGACUUCGGCCUGGGGAACCUGGGCCUGACCAAGCUGACCUCGUCGCUGGGCCAGAUCGGUCAGUCGGUGGGACAGACGGUUCGCGGCGCCGGCAGUGCCUCCUCGCGCCCCGGUUCGACGCAGUCCGCGCAGGGCGGCGAGCAGCUCACCGCGCUGGGGAACAAGGUCGGCACCAAGACGAAGGAGGUGGGCUCGAUGUUCGCGGGCUUGUUCCGCGGCCUCGGUGCCGACACACGGCUGGCCAAGACACCGGCGCAGUCGACGCCGAAUCUGGCCAAGGUUUCGGCCUGA
Messenger RNA from Pollicipes pollicipes, 2169 nucleotides. RefSeq names its product phorbol ester/diacylglycerol-binding protein unc-13. Gene Ontology annotation, cellular component: plasma membrane. Lineage: Eukaryota; Metazoa; Arthropoda; Thecostraca; Pollicipedomorpha; Pollicipedidae. The record is from RefSeq and is a predicted model, not a curated record. Bases 196 to 2169 code for a protein of 657 amino acids. The transcript is spliced from 13 exons. Gene Ontology annotation, biological process: chemical synaptic transmission. Gene Ontology annotation, molecular function: calmodulin binding; syntaxin-1 binding; diacylglycerol binding.